Messenger RNA from Planococcus citri (citrus mealybug), 1814 nucleotides. RefSeq names its product farnesyl pyrophosphate synthase-like. NCBI's taxonomy places the organism in Eukaryota, Metazoa, Arthropoda, Insecta, Hemiptera, Pseudococcidae. Gene Ontology annotation, cellular component: cytoplasm. Bases 184 to 1143 code for a protein of 319 amino acids. The transcript has 8 exons. Gene Ontology annotation, molecular function: (2E,6E)-farnesyl diphosphate synthase activity; dimethylallyltranstransferase activity. The record is from RefSeq and is a predicted model, not a curated record. Gene Ontology annotation, biological process: trans, trans-farnesyl diphosphate biosynthetic process.
GAACAAAUAUGUAGGUACAUACAUAUUUAGUAUUGAAAUUCGCGCCAAGUGCUGAACAAGUCGCUCAUUUUUUAUUUAUUUUUACAUGCAAGUAUUGCCAAGGUACUCGGCGGUUGGAUUUAUUUUCUUUUGAAUUUUCAAAUUCUUUGCAAUAGAAGUACUAGGUACAUAUAUUUGAUUCAGAUGGCUACUUUAAUACGUUCGUUGAAUUUGAAAUACCAUUUCGGAAAAUUUGGAAACGUGUCGAUUAUUCAAUUGAAAAAUUUACACAUUAACGUGAUUCCUCUGACCACAAAUUCAAGUAUUGCAGGCAGAAUUUUCAACGAACAAUUGAAAAACAUCCGAAAAUGUGAGGACGAUGAAUCAAAAUUCAGAGUAGCGCAUAAUAUUGUCAAGAAAGUUCUAUCAGAUAAAAAUAUUUGUUUUGGAUCUUCGAUUAUUUGUGACAAAAACGAAGAAAUUAUAGAACACAACGUUACUGGAGGAAAAUACAGUCGAAUGAAAUUAUUUUUAAACGCGUGCCAAAACUUCACACCAAAAUCCAAACUGACUGACGAGUUCAUUUUGCGUUCUUGGAUUUUGGGUUACCUUCCUUUGAUGCUCACGUCUUCUCUCCUGAUACUGGACGAUAUAUUUGACAAAUCCGAAACCAGAAGGAUGAAACCAGCAUGGUAUAAAAAAGUCGGCGUAGAGGAAGCCUCUCUUCAUGCAUUAAUGAUGAGCACUGGUGUUCAGAUGAUUUUGAAAACCUUUUUCAUUAAUGAACCUUAUUUUUUGUCAUGCCUCGACAUCUUCACAGAGGCAUAUUGGGCAGUUGAAAAUGUAGCCACACUGGAAUGCAACAGAAUCGAUAUGUUAGGUAAAAACAAAGAAUACUUCACAUGGGAAACCUACGACAUAAUUCGUGUUGCUCUGAAUGCGAGCAAUGCAUUCAAAUUACCAAUAUUACCAGCGAUGAAUAUGGCAGGCAUAAAAUACGAUCACGUAGCAGAAGAUUUGGAAAAACUAUUCGCAGCAUUUGGUAAAUAUUCGAUAAUUCAGAAUGAUUAUAACGAUGUAUUUGAUGAAACUAGCGGUAAAGUACAUACUUUACGAAGACAUCAAAAAUGGCAAACUCAGUUGGUUCAUCUUGACAGCACUUGAGCAUUGCAACUACACUCAAAAAGAAAUCCUACAUGACUGUUAUGGUAAAAACGAUCGUGAAUGUAUUGAAGCUGUCGUCGAAAUAUACCAGCAACUGGAUUUGAAAUGGAAAUAUUUCAAGUAUCUGGAAACAAUGUCUCGUGACAUUUCGCAGUUUAUAAAUGAAAUCGACGAUGUUAGCUUCCAAAAGCCUUUAUUAGACAUGUUUUACAUUGUAGAAAAUUGGUACCCUAAUUCUCAUUGUCAAGUGUUACAAAGGCCUACAAUGGAAAUGCAGAAUUUUUCAAAUUGCGAGUAGGCAAUAAUUUGACCAAAUUCGUAUCAACUCGCAGCACUCGUAGCAAAAAGCAAAAUGACCUAUUGAGCAAUUUUCAGAAUAAGUAAACUUAGGUACCUACUAAAUCUCUACCUAUGUAAUUCCAUUUUCACCAACUAGCCCUCCAAACAGUGAAACACCAGAAAAAAUAGAAGAAAAUGAAGAAAUAAAACAUGGGUAAAUGAACAUUCUCGAAGAUUUUCUGCAUGUGAUUUUAAAAAAUGUUUGAUGAUUUAAUUAAAUAGGUAGGUAGCUAUAAGGUACCUACAAUAAUUUUCAAUGAUUUGUUCUAUGAAUUUUUGUGCAAACCAAAAACUAUUAAAAAUGACUUCAUUUUUUACGAGUAAAAAAAUCA